Molecule: messenger RNA, 1064 nt
Organism: Malurus melanocephalus (red-backed fairy wren)
Lineage: Eukaryota; Metazoa; Chordata; Aves; Passeriformes; Maluridae
Gene: CFAP73
Product: cilia and flagella associated protein 73
Exons: 6
Coding region: 1-996 (331 amino acids)
Biological process (GO): spermatid development
Source: RefSeq, a predicted model, not a curated record
AUGCCCCAGCCCAGGCUUUCCCUCCCCAGCCCAGCCGAGCUCCACGCAGCCCGUAGCAGGACGGGGUCAGUCCGGGACUCCGCCACGCUGCUGCCGUCCACUCGUGUGCUCCUGAAGAGGCGGGAGGUGGCGGAGGUGGAGCGGGAGCUGCAGAGGCACCGAGAGGUGAGGGCGGCCCCGGCCCCUCGGGUGUCCCCUCCCCGGGCGCUGCGGGAGUUCCAGCGGCGGAUGGAGCGCCUGGCGCAGCGCCGGCAGCAGCUGGCCCGGAGGGAAGAGCAGCACCGCGAGGCCGUGCUCAGAUUUGACUCGUUCCUCAAGGCGGUGGCGGCCAGGCGGGAGCGGGCGCUGCGCCGGGAGGGCGAGCAGCGGGCACGGGCGGCGGCGGAGCGGGCUGAGGCCGGGCGGCUGCGCCGGGAGCUGGAGGCGCUGCUGCGGCACAGGGAGCGCCUGGCCCGGCGCCUGCGGAGCCUCCGGCCCUUCGGGGACUACCUGCGGGACGUGCUGGCCACCAUGGGGCAGUUCCAGGACGUGCCGGCCAUGCUGGCGCAUUUCGGGRUGCUGGCGGGGAUGCGGGCGGCGCUGGCACGGGAGGCAGAGGCCGGGCAGGAGCGGCUGGCCCAGGCCAUGGCACGGCUCCAGCGGUACCGACAGGAGAGCAGCACCCAGCUCCUGGCCACCAGGGACGAGCUGGCCCGGCUCCACACACGCCUGGAGGCCGCUCGCCAAGACGCGCUGCAGUGGGAGUCCUGCUGGACCCAGAUCCAGAGCACAACCACGCAGAAGACCUUGCUGCUGGAGCAGAUCAAGCUGGCUGUGCUGAACCUCUUCCAGCUGACCACGGCACAGCUCAGGAUCCCCAUGGACGGRGCCCAGGAGGACACCAAGGGCCAACUGGACAUGCUGCUGCUCUGCCUGCGGGCCCUGGCUGACAUCUGUGACCCUGACACACACCCACUGCACCACAGGGGUGCCAGGCUGCCUCAGGGCCAGGAAUAGCCUUGGGGACACCCAUCUAUCUGSUCCUGGGGCUGGGGAGAGGCUGCCAGGGCCAGCGUGGAGCCACG